Penaeus monodon (black tiger shrimp) is the source of this 963-nucleotide messenger RNA. Its product is annotated as GPN-loop GTPase 2-like. Gene Ontology annotation, molecular function: GTPase activity. The transcript has 6 exons. NCBI's taxonomy places the organism in Eukaryota, Metazoa, Arthropoda, Malacostraca, Decapoda, Penaeidae. Gene Ontology annotation, cellular component: cytoplasm. The record is from RefSeq and is a predicted model, not a curated record. The coding region runs from base 1 to 963 and encodes 320 amino acids.
AUGCUUUUCCAGAUGGUGGUGAAGUUUGGCCAAGUGGUGCUGGGUCCACCAGGAAGUGGCAAGACAACCUAUUGUAAGGCUAUGGCCUCACUCUUGCGAAGUCUUGGACGUAAAGUGUCCAUCAUCAAUCUUGAUCCAGCCAAUGAUGUCCUCCCAUAUGAAGCAACAGUUGAUAUCAGUGAAUUAAUCCAGGUAGAGGAGGUGAUGGCAACCAAGAAUGUGGGGCCAAACGGAGGUCUCGUUUUCUGCAUGGAAAUGUUGGAGGCAAAUCUACCCUGGCUGCUCAACAAGGUCCAGGCCUUGGAGGGACACUACCUGAUAUUUGACUUUCCAGGACAGGCCGAGUUGUAUGCACACCACACAAUGGUGCGCAAUAUUUUAAGAGAGUUGGACAAAGCUGAAAUUCGCCUUUGUGCAGUCUACCUUGUGGACUCUCAUUAUGCUAAUGAUCCAGGAAAAUAUGUGUCUGCUGUACUGUUAACAUUAAACAGCAUGUUAAUGAUGGAAUUGCCUACUGUGAAUAUUCUCUCAAAGGUUGACUCAGUAGAAAAAUAUGGAAGCCUGGAUAUGGGUCUUGAAUUUUACACAGAAGUCAUGGACUUGGAAUACCUUUUAGAAUACCUCGGAGAUGCACCAGUCACGCGCAAGUAUACCAAGUUGAACAAGGCCAUGGCAGAUGUGAUCUCAGACUAUUCCCUGGUGACCUUCAUCCCCCUGAGUGCGGACAGCAGGUCCACGCUGUUGGCUGCGAUGAAGGCAGUCGACAAGGCCAAUGGAUAUAUAUAUGGUAGCGGGGAAGAGCGGAAUAUCCAAAGGUUAUUGUCAUGCGCCGUCGGUGCUGAUUUUGAGCAUGAGCGUCUGGGGAACGUGCGUGAUGAGUUCAUGAGAGGAGACAGUGAAGAGGAUGAUGAGGAGGAUGAGGAAAUUAUCAAGAUGAUAGCUACUCAGAAUCAAAAUAGAUAA